GACUCCUUAUAAUGAUCUCAAAGACCGCCGUUGUUCUGGCCCUUGUGGCUGUCGCUGUAGCUGCUCCCUCACAGCCCACGUAUGGCUAUACCCCAGAACCAACAUACGAGGAACCUGCCAAAUACAACGUCAACUAUGCUGUAAAGGAAGAUUACUCCGGCAACGACUUCGGUCACCAGGAAGCUCGUGACGGUUACAAUACCCAAGGUUACUACUUUGUCCUCCUUCCCGACGGUCGUCUCCAGAAGGUGACCUACACUGUUAACGGCGACUCUGGCUACGUGGCUGAGGUCAGCUACGAGGGUGAGGCCCAGUAUCCUGAAUACAAGCCUGCUCCUGCCUACAAGCCUGCCCCCGUUUACGAACCUGCUCCUGCUUACAAGCCAACCCCAUCCUACGCCUAAUGUAUUUUAUGUCAGCAAUUAUUUAUUUUCAUCAAUAAAUGUGAUACAGUUACA
Penaeus monodon (black tiger shrimp) is the source of this 458-nucleotide messenger RNA. Its product is annotated as cuticle protein 7-like. The record is from RefSeq and is a predicted model, not a curated record. NCBI's taxonomy places the organism in Eukaryota, Metazoa, Arthropoda, Malacostraca, Decapoda, Penaeidae. The coding region runs from base 12 to 404 and encodes 130 amino acids. Gene Ontology annotation, cellular component: extracellular matrix. The transcript is spliced from 3 exons.